AUGGCCGAAACACCAUCAAAACGCCAUAGGGAAGAAACUCUUGCCCUUGAAGACUGUGAGGACUCAAAGCGCCAAAAAUCAUAUACCCACAUACUCUCCAUUCUUGAAGAUGAAGAAGAUGAACCCAACCAGGACCUCUCAGCUAUCUUCACAAGUCUCCAGCAAGAGCUCUCUUGUGACUCCAACAACUUCGACCCUUCACUCUCCGUCACCGCAGAGGCGGACCCAGACCACCAAACCACCGUCCCAGCCACCUCUGAGUGUAGCCCUAGCUCACAUGGUGAAGAAGAUGACAAAGAGAGAGUCAUUAGACACCUUCUUGAAGCCUCGGAUGAUGAGCUUGGGAUACCCCACAAAGUCGACGGUGGUGAUGAUGACAUCAACGGUAGAGACCUCGCCUUCGCUUUGUGUGAUGGGUUUUGGGAGUUUGAAGAUGAGACUGCCAACUACUAUGCGUUGUUGCAGUCUGAACUUUUCAUGUAG
Molecule: messenger RNA, 483 nt
Organism: Ilex paraguariensis (yerba mate)
Lineage: Eukaryota; Viridiplantae; Streptophyta; Magnoliopsida; Aquifoliales; Aquifoliaceae
Source: the annotation of a GenBank genome assembly